Haplochromis burtoni (Burton's mouthbrooder) is the source of this 3553-nucleotide messenger RNA. It is a transcript of the gene adgrg4b, whose product is annotated as adhesion G-protein coupled receptor G4. Gene Ontology annotation, molecular function: G protein-coupled receptor activity. Gene Ontology annotation, biological process: adenylate cyclase-activating G protein-coupled receptor signaling pathway; cell surface receptor signaling pathway. The record is from RefSeq and is a predicted model, not a curated record. The coding region runs from base 1 to 2748 and encodes 915 amino acids. The transcript is spliced from 22 exons. NCBI's taxonomy places the organism in Eukaryota, Metazoa, Chordata, Actinopteri, Cichliformes, Cichlidae. Gene Ontology annotation, cellular component: membrane.
AUGACACAGCCUUCUCCGGUGACAAAUAUUACCUCUACAACCACAAUACCAUCCUCCACACCCUUUUCUACCACCGAAUUUAGACCCCCAACCACAAGCAUCAUCACAAGUACAAGUUCUACUACCGUAGCCACGCCCAUGACCAUUGCCACAAACCCUGAAAAUGUCUCCGAACUGUAUUUUCAGGUUAAGGUGAACGUGUCCAUAACAGGCGGCUGUGACUCAGAACAGAUCCUUAGGUCCUGGCUCAACAAUAGCCUACCAAACAACUUGAUGACAGUGCUUGAAUUUCAGCUGGUCCCCAAAGCUCAAAGAAAUCAUCCUAAGCUGCAGUCAGAAUACCCUACCAGAGUAUUAGCAGACACAGUUUCAAGCUCUGUUACUUCCAGAAGAGAGAGCUGUAUUUUCCAGGUCCAAGUCAUGAUGCAGUCAGACAUACAUGAAAUCGAAGAGAAGAUACGAAACAUACUGCUGACACCUUAUAAUCAGGGGUCCAUCUCCAUACUCACUGAGGACAUAGAGAUAAGCCAGAUACUGUCGUUUAAGUGCAAUGCAGAAAUGCGCCAAACCCUGAAAGGCCUGUUUGUGUGGCCUGAAACUUCAGGAGGAGAAACUGCCAAUCAAACGUGCCCAAAGAACCCGGACCACCACGCCACUCGACACUGUAAAGGCAAGCUCAAUACCCAUUGGAUGGCUCCAGAGCUGGAAGACUGUGGUCCAGUGGUGGAGACCAUCCCUGACCUGUACCAUGUCAGUGUAACUGCCGAUAGUGCUCAGGAUGUGGUAGAUAUGAUUGAAGUUUUACUGAGUAACCACUCCACACUCAACUAUGAUGAACUGACGAUAGUCCUCAACAAGCUGCAGGACAUCAUUAACGUCAGUGUGGUCACACCAGAGCUGGGCCAAGCUCUUCUCAACAUUAUUUCAAACAUACUGAAAUCUGAGAGCAACCUGGUGCCUUUUACUAACAACAUCCUGAAUAUUACAGAAGCAAUGGGAGACAGGAUAGUGGGUUAUGAGGGUUCCUCCACCCUGGUCGCUCCAGCCAUCGGCAUCGCAGUGGUGGAUGUAGUUCCUGGAGAGUUUAACAGUUUAAUGAUUGGAGUGGCGUCUGAUGCUACUGGCAAAAAACCCGAGAUUUUUAUCAACAGGUAUCCCCUCAACAGCACACUGGCUUUCAUCUCCCUCCCAUCUGCCCUGCAGCACUGCUUCCCCCAACAAGCCCCAAAUCAGACCCCACCGAGAAUCCAGUUUCAGUUCUACGCCAUCGCGUCGCUCUUUAAGGGGAGACAAAUAGAUCAGACCCUCAACACUUUUGUGGUGGCAGCCAGUGUGACCAACGCCAGCUGUCCAAUCAAAGACCUGGAAGAAGAUAUUGAAGUCACACUCCAACAUCUUAUACCAAACACAGUAGGAGAGCCUUACAAGCAGGUCGAGUGUGUGUACUGGAACUUCAAUAAAAACAAUGGACAAGGAGACUGGGACAAUUAUGGAUGUCGGAAAUACAACAGCAGCCCUUACUACACAACCUGCCUGUGUGAUCAUCUCACACACUUUGGAGUUCUUCUGGAUGUCGCCAGGACUCAGUUGGACCCUGCUAAUGAGCAGAUCCUGACCAUUAUCACCUAUCUUGGUUGUGGAGUCUCGUCACUCUUCUUGGGAAUUACCGUUCUCACGUACACGGCUUUCGAAAAGCUUCGUAGAGACUACCCCUCUCAGAUUCUCAUCAACCUCUCUCUGGCCCUGCUGGGCUUGAAUCUGGUGUUUCUGGUCAACUCCUGGCUGUCCUCCUGGGGUCUGUACCCUCUCUGCGUGGCUGUGGCCUCCACCCUGCACUACUUCCUGCUUGCAUCAUUCACCUGGAUGGGAUUAGAGGCCGUUAACAUGUACUUUGCCCUUGUUAAAGUAUUCAACGCCUACGUGCCCUCUUAUAUGCUCAAGUUUUGUUUUCUGGGAUGGGGGCUUCCUCUGGUGAUUUGCAUCCUGGUGCUCAUCGUGAACAAAGAGGCCUACGGCAGUCACAUCUACACAGACACUUCUUCUUCUACCUUACAGCUGCUGGACAACUCUGAUAACUUCUGCUGGCUCCAGGACGAUGUGACAUUUUAUGUGUCUGUGGUUGCCUACGCUGUGUUCAUCUUUCUCUUCAACACCGGGGUUUUUGUGGUGGUUCUAAUCCAGAUUCGACGUAUGCGAGCCAACAGCCCGGCGGGGACCAGGAGUGGAGUCAUGCAGGACUUGAAAGGAGUUGCCAGUCUAACCUUGUUACUGGGGCUAACAUGGACUCUUGGCUUCUUUGGCUGGGGGCCAGGCAGAAUAGUUCUGCUGUAUCUGUUCUCUGGACUCAACAGCCUGCAAGGACUUUUCAUAUUCUUCUUCCACUGUUUAAUGAAGGAGAAUGUCAGGAAACAGUGGAGGAUUCACCUCUGCUUUGGCCGUUUUCGACUUGAGGAGCACUCUGAAUGGAGCAACUCUGCUUCGAUUGGAGCUCAGGCAAAGCCCAAAACAAAUCCUCCGGGAGCAAUAAGACCAUCAGUCGGCUCAACUAAGUCCUCCUCCACAGAUAGCACGUCAGCUUCCUCCAACUACAGCCAGCGAGAUUCAUCCUGCAAGAGACCAGAUCUGGGCCUUUUUAUGAAUUCGUUGGCGCUUCCUCAACCUCAGAGAAGCCCUUUGGGUCCGGGAGGUCCGCCUUCCUGCAGAGGGGUCAGCCCAACACCUGGCUGCAGGAAUCACGUGCUUCACUAGCAAGAAUAAAGAAGAGCGCAACACAUUGACUACCACUAAAGAUUUGUCUUAGUGUUUUUAGCCAUGCAACAGGAAACUGAUCAGAAAUUUUGCAAAUAUUUAUUAUUAAAUAAAUCAAUAAUGUCAACUGAUUCAAUGUUUAGCAACUACCACUAAUACAGCACUGCUUCAACCUAAUGCAGUUUUAUCGUGUUUAAUUAUUGUAGCGAUUUGUGUGUCUGCAGCAUCAAACUGUGUGAAUGACAUGUUGUGUUUUUUUUUAAUUCUGAAACUUUCCAGAGUGGACAUAUUUUACAAAAUGAAAGUUAUUCCAUGAGGAUAAGCGUAAAAAAACAACAACAAAAAGAAAAAAAACAAACAAGACCCACAGUCAAGUUUCCACAGUCCCUUUCUUAACCAGCACGAUACGGCACUUGCGGGUAACAUUUAAUGAGGCUGCCUGCUGAUGAUCUGUUACUCAGUCUAAGGACUGUGAUGCUCUUCUGCUCUUGAUCAGUUGAGUACUGGUGCCUUUUUUUCCCCCUCCUUUGUGUUGUUCUGAGAAUAAAGGCGAGCACAGCGUCGUACAAAAUCUUUAGUUAUUCGGCACUUUCCCACAUUGACUAAAUUAUUAGAACCGUAACGGAGAUAUGCUUCAGAAAAAAGUUUGUUUAUUUGAGACUAUAACCCAACCCAAAGGCUGAUACUGUACACACAUAACAAGCCAGAAAAAAAUCAAUGUUUUAACCAGCAUAACCAAUUUCUGCUGAGCAAAUUAUUUUUCUAAUGAUCGUUUUAAAUGAUAUACAUGUAGGUAACCCAGAAU